AUGAGCGGUCUGCAAAACGACGUCCUCAAUUCCGCGCCCCGGGCGACUUGGCUUGGGGCGCGCGACGCCGGAUUUCCGGUCGUGUCGGAGUCUAGCGACAAAUUCGCCCGCGGGCAGCUAGCAGGCGUCAUUACGUGCACAACCGCAGUAACAAUACUCGUCUUUCUGCGAUUCCUCGUCAAAUACACGUCUGGUACUAGGAUGCUUCUCGACGAUUGGACUUGCAUCGUAGCAUGGAUGUCCAUCAUCAUCUACGCGAUGACUGCCAUCAUGAUGUUUCACUACGGCCUUGGCCAUCACAUGUCGGAGGUGUCAGAGGACAGUUAUGUGGAGAUACUCCGGUGGCUGUAUGCCAGCUCCAUUGUCUACAUCCCCGCCACGUACGUGACGAAGGUGACGCUUCUCCUUCUCGUCGCCCGCGUCUUUGCGGUGAUGGAAAAGGUCGUGCGGGGCAUAUACAUUUUCAUCAUCGCCCUAUUCCUGGCGUACCUCCCAAUCCAGCUCGUCAAGAUGUUCAUCUGCACGCCGAUAGCCUCGUACUGGGAUCCCAACAUCGCCGGCACGUGCCUGGAGAUGAGAAAGGUGUUUGUCAGCGACCUGUGCCUUGCCAUCAUCACCGAUACCACGAUCCUAAUUCUCCCAAUCCCCCUCACAUGGUCGCUCAGCUUUUCAUGGAAGAAGAAGAUCAAGAUUGGUGUGCUUCUCGGGGCUGGUGGCGCUGCGACCGCCGUGACGACAUAUCGGCUCUAUCUCGUCAUCCAGUAUCUUGAUUCCGUCGACUCUACAUACGACUUUGCGUUCCUUGCUACUUUGACUCUCCUGGAGAUGGUCCUCGGCCUGUCGUGCGCCUGCCUACCAACACUCAAUGUCCUCGUCGAGCGCGUCACCAGGCGAGCGAGCGGAGCCAACAGCGACCGACAGCCCCAGAACAUGCCGAGAACGCGACGCUCACAACUACCGCCGGACAGGAGGGACGAGCCGAGCGAGCUCUCAAAGAUGUGGACGACCAUCACGGGCAAGACGAUUGCCAGCUCAACCACCCGCGCGGGGGACCGAUCGACCACCACGGCGACAACCACGAUCCGGCCGUUUGGAAGCUUUAUUACUAGCAAGCUCAGAGGGGGGACGGCGACGACGACGCACACAAAUGUCCAUGACGAGCUGCCAGUACAUAACCAUGGGAUGCAUCUCCUCACCACCCAUGGGAACUUGGAGACGUGUUCUGCCAGCGAGCACACCAUCAACACGCAUUCGGACAGAAUGCCCUGUGCAGCAGCAGCAACAGCAGCAACAGCGGCGAUAACGCCCCAAACCGAGCCGGAAUCCCCAGACUUUGACGUCGAAAUGCAAAUGUCGUCCGGCAAGCCCGUGCUGAUCACGAGCAAUGGCGGACAGGUCCCCACGGGGCCAGAGUGCCUGCGACUCGUGGACGCCGCGCAGGGGAGGAGAGAAGGCUGGCUCGCGCCCGCGGCAGAAAUCUCGGCGGCCGAACGGGAGCUGGCAGCCGCAGCUGGACUCGGGGCCGGGGCGACGGCGAGGAGCGCCAUGGCGUUCAACGCACAGUGGUGCCAGUCCUUGAGGGAUACGACUGGCCACGAUGGUGCUGGGCCGAAGAGAGAUUGGAUUUGGGAUGGGACGUGGCGAGGGUGA
Messenger RNA from Microdochium trichocladiopsis, 1650 nucleotides. RefSeq lists its product as uncharacterized. The transcript is spliced from 6 exons. The record is from RefSeq and is a predicted model, not a curated record. Lineage: Eukaryota; Fungi; Ascomycota; Sordariomycetes; Xylariales; Microdochiaceae. Bases 1 to 1650 code for a protein of 549 amino acids.